This is a messenger RNA of Musca domestica (house fly), 2732 nucleotides long. It is a transcript of the gene BBS8, whose product is annotated as tetratricopeptide repeat protein 8. The transcript is spliced from 5 exons. Gene Ontology annotation, molecular function: protein binding. Gene Ontology annotation, biological process: non-motile cilium assembly. NCBI's taxonomy places the organism in Eukaryota, Metazoa, Arthropoda, Insecta, Diptera, Muscidae. The record is from RefSeq and is a predicted model, not a curated record. Bases 459 to 2606 code for a protein of 715 amino acids. Gene Ontology annotation, cellular component: ciliary basal body; non-motile cilium; BBSome.
UUGUGGCCACUCACAGGAAAGUACGCAGGAAAAAAAACAAAACCCAGUCGGAAAAGUGGAAUUGUGAAAAAGUGUUAAUUUUUUCCCAAAAAACGAUUAAUAAAAGAAACAUAAACAUAAUUCUGACCCUAACUUCGAAUUCGAAAUGAAAAUGGCUCAAACUCAAAUCAAAAAAGACCACAAAAUCAUUCAACAUCCGGUCUUAAAAUUCCAAUAAAGAAAAAAAACAAAGAUAUCGCCAAGAGACUCAAAGAAUGGUUGGUAGUGGUGGUGCAGCGGAGAAGAACCAGAACCAGCCAAGUUAAGAAUAAUAGCGCACAAACCAACAAUCAAUUCCAAAAAAUUGUUUUUGUCGCUUUUUUGUUUUCUUUGGCCAUUUGCAACAAAUCGAAGGACGUCUAAAAAGCGACAGACGCCAAAAACAACAACAAAAACGAAAAAAGAAGAGAGGCGAAAUUAUGCUGACGAUGAUGGCCCCAGCCACAGUCCGACAUUCCAAAGAAUUUAAAACAAAUAUUAUGAAUAAUGAUGAUGAUAAUAUUCCUGCCGCUGCUGCAGCAGAUGACGAUGAAUCGACGCCAACAACAGCAACGUCUGAUAUUACUGGUCUACUCCAGAGAACAACAACGACGGCGACGGCGGCACCCGUCUCCAUUGAGAAAUCAUUGGCCAGUCUGGAAUUGCAAUAUUUCAAAGCUGUCUCCCUGUAUCGACGUCGAAAUUAUGAAAAAUGUGUUGAGGUGUGCAAUGUAAUGUUGCAAGCAGGUCACGAAAAUAAUGUCCAAAUGUUCAAUACGCCACCAGAUCAGGAGGGGGAGGAGAAGGCCGAUGGCGAAGAAGCGGCCAAUCCAAGGCAGUCGAACUACAAUAUUUCUGCUGAACAGCAGCCACCAGGCAUUGUCUCGAAUGUAUACCACACUGGGGGAGGUGGCGGUCGGGGAGGCAGUAACAUAAGUAACAACAGUAGCAGCAGUGCUGGCAACAACGUUCAACGUUACAGUAGCAAUUUGCAACGCAUGGGCGCCAUCAAGGGUAGACAGCAGCGAGGAAUUUAUGGCAACAAUGUGAACAGCAGUAGCACCAUCAGCAACUCGGCAACUACCACAGGGUCUGCAUCAUCAUUUACUACCUCUAACACAAACUUGAACUCAUCUUGGGGCCAUACAGGAGCCACAUCGUCAUCAUCGUCGUCCUUUAGCGUUAUGCCCACGUGGAUGAUGGAAGGCGUUUGGCAAUUAAAAAUGCGCGCACUUACGCAACGCAUCUACAUUGAUGACUUGGAAACAAAUGAUGCCGAUGAUGCUGUCAAUGAAGAAGUUGAAUUUGAGCGCAUUGCCACAACAGCACGACCGGGAACAUCGAUAAAAACCGCUUUUAUACCACGGCCAAGUACCAGUAACCUACGCAGUGCGACAGCAGUGUCGAGGGGUCAAAGAACAGCUGGAAGUGAUGGGGCCAGACGUAGCCUAUCAUCUAGUCUGGGCAGUAGGCCAACAUCAGGAAUGGCACGUCCCGGUACCAGUGGCCUUAGUCGGCCAGGUUCUUCAAUGGGAGGUCGGCCUGCCUCCCGCUGUGGCACCGCAUCUCGAGUGAGAGCCACCUCGGCGGCCGCUUUUACAAUAGGCGAUGCCACAGCCCCUUUGUAUCAGGCCUCUCGUCUAAAUCCCACAAUUUACGCGGAACGCAAAGUUCUGGUCAAGGCCCUAUUUCAGUUCCUAUACUAUCACGAGGCGGAUGUGUUGAAAGCCUAUUCGCUGUGCGAGGCUGUUAUGGAGGUGCAUAAACAAAAAAGAGGUUCCUCGGCAUCGUUACGUUCGCUGGCCAGUUGUGAUGAAUGGUGGUGGCAACAGCAAAUGGGUCGCUGCCUACUGGCUUUGAAAUAUCCUCGUAAAGCUGAAACAUAUCUGCAGCAGUCGUUGACAAAUUUUCAACAUCCCGAUACGUAUAUUUUGUUGGCUCGCCUAUAUCAGCGCUUGGAUCAGCUGGAACAGGCAAUGGUUUUGAUACAAUCUGCUGUAGAUCGUCAUCCAUUCGAUGUGACAUUUCGCAUUGAACAGGGACGUCUGCUGGAUGCAAUGUCGAAAGUGGAGGAUUCCAUGCAAAUGUAUCGUCUGAUAGCCAAAUUAAAUCCCAUCAACAUUGAGGCACUGGCUUGUAUUGCUUUGAAUUAUUUCUACGAUAAUAAUCCCGAAAUGGCGCUAAUGUAUUACAGGCGCAUUUUAUCCCUGGGCGUUCAUUCGUGUGAGCUGUAUUGCAACAUUGGUUUGUGUUGCCUGUAUGGAGGUCAAAUUGAAUUGGUUUUACCCUGCUUUCAGAGAGCCCUUCUAACGGCCAAGACAUCGGAACAAAAAGCCGAUAUUUGGUAUAAUCUUAGCUUUGUUGCAAUUACCACCGGUGACUUCAAUUUGGCCAAGCGAUGUCUACAACUCUGCCUCACCUCCGAUGCCAGGAAUGGAGCUGCCCUCAAUAAUCUCUCGGUUUUGGCUGCCUAUACGGGUGAUAUACUGAAGGCAAAAUCCUAUUUGAGUGCUGCCAAAGAUGUUAUGCCCGAAUCGGAAGAAGUUGAAACCAACUUAAAAUAUAUGGAUGAACAUUAUAAAUUAUAAUUUAUUCCAGUGUGUAUAUAUCAUGAUAUAUCUUUCACUAUCUAUAGAUGUGUUAAAUAAAGUUGUAGAAUUUGUGAUUUAAGGUAUUUUCAGCCAAUUGUAAAUGCCAUCUAGACCAACUUUUGU